UUCCAGCGCGCCAAGCCCAGGUUCGAGGGCGAGCGCGCCGCCGAGGCGGCCCGGGACCCGGCCUUCACCUACAGCGUCGUCCGCCCCACCGCCUUCUUCAAGAGCCUCGGCGGCCAGGUCGAGGCCGUCAAGAAGGGCAACCCCUACGUCAUGUUCGGCGACGGCAAGCUCUGCGCCUGCAAGCCCAUCAGCGAGGAGGACCUCGCCUCCUUCAUCGCGGACUGCAUCUUCGACCAGGAGAAGGCUAACAAGGUUCUCCCAAUUGGAGGGCCGGGGAAGGCCCUCACACCGCUGGAGCAAGGGGAGAUGCUGUUCCGGCUGCUCGGGCGCGAACCCAGGUUCAUCAAGGUGCCCAUUCAGGUCAUGGAUGGUGUCAUCUGGGUGCUCGAUGGAUUGGCUAAGGUUUUCCCCGGGCUGGAGGAUGCCGCCGAGUUCGGCAAGAUUGGGAGGUACUAUGCGUCGGAGAGCAUGCUAGUGCUCGAUCCCGAGACCGGGGAGUACAGCGACGAGAAGACGCCGAGCUAUGGCAAAGACACGCUGGAGCACUUCUUCGAGAAGGUGAUAAGGGAAGGAAUGGCGGGGCAGGAGCUAGGCGAGCAGACCAUCUUCUAGCUCCAGGCCUUCCAGCUUGUAAAUUCAGGGCCAAGGGUGUAGGGACGUAAGUGAGACUUCUGAGUUUUGACACGUUUGUGUUUCCAACACAAUAUACAUAUUUUUUAAAACGAA
This is a messenger RNA of Triticum urartu, 726 nucleotides long. RefSeq names its product divinyl chlorophyllide a 8-vinyl-reductase, chloroplastic. The record is from RefSeq and is a predicted model, not a curated record. Lineage: Eukaryota; Viridiplantae; Streptophyta; Magnoliopsida; Poales; Poaceae. Gene Ontology annotation, molecular function: oxidoreductase activity.